Molecule: messenger RNA, 1513 nt
Organism: Gadus macrocephalus (Pacific cod)
Lineage: Eukaryota; Metazoa; Chordata; Actinopteri; Gadiformes; Gadidae
Product: macrophage mannose receptor 1-like
Exons: 4
Coding region: 1-957 (318 amino acids)
Source: RefSeq, a predicted model, not a curated record
AUGCAGGAGACCAUACUGCUGUUUUGUCUUUCAGGGCUCUUCCUGAGGCACCAUGCCUUGCCUCCUAUCAAAUCCUACUACUACGUGGACCAGAAGCUGAGCUGGACCGAUGCUCAGCAACACUGCAGGGAGCGGAAUGGGGACCUGGCCACCGUAGACAACGUAGCGGACAUCCAGCACCUGCAAGAGUCCAGAACGGGCUUUAAUUACGACGACGACUUCAUGUGGAUCGGACUUUAUGAUGACCGCACCCGUUGGAAGUGGUCCCUCGGAGACCAGGACUAUAAAGUUGGCCAAAACUAUGGAACGUGGCUCGGAAAUAACCCAGACUUCAGUGGGAACAAAGAGAAUUGUACAACUAUGUACUAUAAUGGUAGCUGGAUGGAUAAGUCGUGCGACGCGCGAUUUAGUGCAACUUGCUUUGAUGAUGAAGAGCCUCACUACAUCUUGGUCCCAAACCCAAUGACUUGGUACGAGGCGUUGCAAUACUGCCGGUCUCACUACACUGACCUGGCCAGUGUGAGCAACGCGGCUGAGAACGAGAAAGUAUUGGCACCUCAGCCAUUUGAAACAUGGAUUGGUCUCCACAGAUAUCCGUGGUCCCACUGGUCUGAUGGAAGUAGUGCCACCUUCUUUAAUUGGGGAGCAGGUGAACCAAACAGCUCUGAAGGCCCCAUUGCUCCACGUUGUGUAAAAAUGACCGUCAACUCAGGGCAUUUUUUUGAUGAGGAAUGUGGACUUUUGUAUAACUUCGCCUGCCAGGGAAAUCUGAAGCAACGGUCAACCUUCAAGAUAAAGAUCAGCUCUGAAGCAGACAUGACGGAUCCUGAGGUGGGACGCCAGAUUUUGGAACAGCUCCAUGCCAAACUGGCCGAGGUGGGUGUGACUGGUACAAAUAUCAGCUGGGUUCUCAAGGACGGACAGGUGUUUCACAAGGACCAGCCCAGCAAGACAUGAGAGGAGGUCAUCGCUGUGUUCUGCUCUUUGUGUAUUGAAAUAUACCUUUAGUCAUCUAGCAACAGGGCUCCAAAGAGAUCCACCUUUAGGCUGAGAACAUUUAGAGAAUACCAUAUAAAUGGUGCAGUACUUUGUAGGCUAUUUAAUGAAAAAAAUAUUUAUUCCCUAUCAUCUGGUUGCUCUUAAUAAUCAUAGUUUUAGCUAGAUUUGUGAACUAGUUAUUUUAUAAUCAGUGUAGUUUAAUUGUAGUAGUUGUAGUAGCAUUAGCAGUAGUAGUUAAUGUAUGGUUGUACUAGUAGUAGUAGUAGUAGUAGUAGUAGUAGUAGUAGUAAAUUAAUCAUAAUGAUAUUUCAUUGAUUCUACAUUAGUUUCUUCAGCUUAGUGUCUUGUUGACAAAGAAAGGUUGUGUCCGGUCCUUAUUUCAGUACGAUGUUUUAGAAAUCAACAUGGAAAGUAAACUGUCGAUUUUGCCAUUUUGUCCUUUUGUGUUUAUUACAAAUAUGAUGCACUUUACCAGUAUCAAUCUUCAGAAUGAAUAAAGUAAUGUAUCAACACC